CAUUCAUACAUUUUUAAUUAUUGUUCAAUUUGUUGUACGGAGGAAAAUUUUUAAUUUCUUUGCAUUGUUGUAAUUAAAAAGAGUAAAAUGUCGUCGUUCGAUGAUGAUGAAAGCUGGAUGAAUUAUAAGCCAGCUGCGAAGUUUCUUCCAGUUGUAGAGGGUAAAACCGCGGAUUGUCCUGCACCCGGCGCAACGGAUUUUGACCAACUGGAGACGCCCAUAUUUAGUAAAAGGCAAAUAACACUACGCAUACCACCGAGCUACAAAGGAAACCUAGUACAUGUAACUGUAAAUAAAAAUUGGUUAGUUUGUGUGCUUGCCACCCCACAAACUAUGCUUCUUCGUUUCUUUUUACCUAGAGCUCUUCCUCCAGGAGAAAUACCACUGGAGAAAUAUUUGGCUGGGUAUGCAAUUUCCAAAGUUUUUCUUGAUUACACUGGACACCAUACACUUAUACCGAUUGUACCACAAACCAGUGGAUUAUCAGCAGAUUUUCUGUACAUACACGGAAAUGGUCCAAAAGUGCGUCGUGUAGAGAAAUUCAAAGAUCACGAAAUUACAGCUGUCGCUUUUAAUCGAUAUAUGGGUACAGAAACAUCUACAGGCGCAAUAUUGCUCGGUACAAGUCGCGGUCUGAUCUUCGAAACGGAGCUAUCUCAAGACGGUUCAUCGCCUUUACAAAGAAAACAGGUUUAUGAUUUAGGCUUGGGACGUACAAAGUAUCCCAUAACCGGAUUGGAAUUACUACGUUUGCCAAAUACCAAUAAAUAUAUGGUAAUUGCUACGACGCCAGAUCGUAUAUAUACAUUCCAAGAAAAUUUAAAGCCUGAUGAUAGAUCUCUUCAAUUUAUAUUUGCUAAUUAUGUGAAUGGGCAACAAAUGCACGGCGAAGAAGUAAUUGAAACUGAGUUAAACUAUUCACUGUUGCAGCUAUAUGGAGAGCCAAACGAAAAGCUGCCCAAACAAUGGGCAUGGUUGUGUGGCAGUGGUAUACGAUUUGGAGAGAUUUCCACCGAAGAACGUGCACCUAAAGUCCUACUUGGUGAUAAUCUCAUCAAAUUAGACUUCAAGCAAUAUAAACAUCUAUCCUACGAAGAACGUCGUCAAAAUGCACCACGUGCCAUGGCAUUAACCGAAUAUCAUGCACUCUUACUUUAUUCCGACCACAUCACCGGUAUAUGCUUACUAAAUGAAAAAGUAGUUUACGAGGAGUAUUUCCAUGAACAAAUGGGAAAAUUAUUAAAUAUGCUACGCGAUCCUUUCACUGGCACCAUAUAUGUUUACACAGAUAAAAUGUUUUUUAACUUUAGGAUCACCGACGAACAACGUGAUGUAUGGCGCAUUUACUUAGAUAAGGGCCAAUAUGAUCUGGCGGAGAUUUACGCUGCCGAACAACCAGAACACCUAGAUAUGGUGUUAGUGAAAAAAGCAGAUGCUGCUUUUGAAAAAGGUGAUUACAAUAUAGCAGCCGAUUUCUAUGCGGAAACGACAAAGCCCUUUGAAGAAGUGAGUUUAAAAUUUAUUCAACUGGAAAAUAAGCGACCCAUAAUACGUUAUGUUAAAAAGCGUUUAGCCAUGCUGGACAAUGAUCCAAACAAGAUAAUGGUUUUAGUAAUUUGGCUUGUAGAUCUCUAUUUAUCACAAAUCAAUUAUCCCCGACGUACUGCGCAGGAACGUGCCGAAUGGCAAAGUGAAUUCGAUGAAUUUAUGCAAGGUGCCCGUGUGGCUGAUUGUGCACGUCAAAAUAAGGAACCUAUACGAAAUCUGCUAAAGGAGCAUGCGGAUUCACAUAAUAUCGCACAAUUUGCUAUAGCCAAUGGUGAUUAUGAAGAGGUAAUAGAACAACAGAUUAGCUCGGACAAAUUCAAGGACGCGCUGCAUACGCUUACUCAGCAAGAUAAUCUUGAAUUAUACUACAAAUAUUGUCCGAUAUUAAUGGACUAUUUGCCAGAAGAAACCAUAGCAACUUUAAUGUCUCAAGGACGAAAGCUAGAUGUUAAACAACUUAUACCAACGUUAGUACUGCAGGAAAGUGAUAAGCAUAUAGAGCAAAUCAUUCGUUAUUUAGAAUAUGCUAUAUACAAGCUGGGCGAAACUCAUGAAGCUGUACAUAAUUAUAUAUUAUUUUUAUAUGCCAAAUAUAAACCCAAUAAGUUAUUAACGUACCUAGAAAAUGAGGGUCAGGAUCUUAGCUUGAUACAUUACGAUCUGAACUAUGCGUUGAUACAAUGUCAACAGUUCAAGGUAAAUGCAGCGACAGUCUUUCUCAUGUGUUUAAGUAAAAUGUGGGCUGCGGCUGUUGAAUUAGCACUCACAUUUGAUUUGAAAUUAGCAAAGGAAAUCGCUUCAAAACCGGCCUUAGAGGAAGAUCGCGAAAAGAUGUGGUUGACCAUUGCACAACAUGAGAUACAGGGCACUAAUGAUGUCAAAAAAGCGCUAGAUCUUCUUAAAGAAUGCGAACUGUUGCGUAUAGAGGAUUUAUUGCCAUUUUUCUCCGAUUUUGAAAAGAUUGACGAUUUUAAGGAACCCAUUUGUGAAGCUUUAAAGGAUUACAAUCAAAAAAUUCAAGAAUUAAAACACGAAAUGGAUGAAUGUGAUAAACAAGCGGAACGUGUUAUGAAAGAUUUACAAAAUGUGCGUGAGAGAAGCAUACGCAUUAGCGCACAGGAAAAUUGUAAUCUAUGCGAGACAUUUCUAAUGGUGAAACCAUUUUUCAUUUUCGUCUGUGGUCAUAAAUUUCAUAGUGAUUGUUUGGAAAAACAAAUUUUACCAAUGUUAAGCAGCGAUCAAAGCCGCCGCCUGACAAAUCUCAGGCAACAACUGGACACGCUGGUAACAAAAAACGUAUUAGAUAAUAUUACUGACGAGAUGAUCAUUCAACGUGCGAAAUUAAAAACUGAAAUUGAAGAACUUGUUGCGGCUGACUGUUACUAUUGUGGCGUAAUGAUUGACACAAUCGAUCAACCGUUCGUCAGCGAUUGGGAUCAAGUGAACGUUGAUUGGGAGUAAAUGGAAGUUUUGUAGUAUGGAUAUUAACAUUAGGCAACAAUAUUUGAGUAGAGUUAAGCGUGCAAUCAAACAUAGCCAUGAUAUUUUUACACUUAGUUAUACAAAUAUACUUAUUCAAAAAUAGUAUGGAUUUAAGAUAGAAGGAAUGAUGAUAUUUAUGAACCGUACGUAUAAAAAUCAAUAAACAAACAUAUAUAUUAAAAAA
This is a messenger RNA of Ceratitis capitata (Mediterranean fruit fly), 3214 nucleotides long. RefSeq names its product vacuolar protein sorting-associated protein 18 homolog (gene dor). The record is from RefSeq and is a predicted model, not a curated record. The coding region runs from base 88 to 3009 and encodes 973 amino acids. Gene Ontology annotation, cellular component: HOPS complex; endosome. The transcript is spliced from 6 exons. Gene Ontology annotation, molecular function: protein-macromolecule adaptor activity. Gene Ontology annotation, biological process: endosome to lysosome transport; organelle fusion; endosome organization. NCBI's taxonomy places the organism in Eukaryota, Metazoa, Arthropoda, Insecta, Diptera, Tephritidae.